AAAAGAAGCCCCAGGGCGAGAAGUCACGUGAUGGGACGGUCACAUGACAGGGCCGGGACGGGGCGGUGGCGGCAGCGGCAGUGUUGUCAUCAUGGGGGCUCGCGUAGGGCUGUUGCUGCUGGGGCUGCUGGGGGCGGCGGGCGGAUGCGGCUACGAGUCCUGCCCAGCCACAGAGCCUAAGAUGCUGAACGUCCACCUCAUCCCCCACACACACAAUGACGUGGGCUGGCUGAAGACAGUGGACCAGUAUUUCUACGGAGCCCGCAAUGACAUCCAGCACGCCGGGGUGCAGUACAUCCUAGACUCUGUGAUGCCCCAGCUCCAGGCUGACCCGACCAAACGCUUUGUCUACGUGGAGGUGGCCUUCUUCUAUCGCUGGUGGCAGCUGCAGCCUGAGCCCGUACGCCAGCUCGUCAGGGAGCUCGUUAACCAGGGGCGCCUGGAGUUUGCAAAUGGGGGCUGGUGCAUGAAUGACGAGGCAGCUGUGCACUACAACGCUGUUGUGGACCAGCUGACGCUGGGGCUGCGCUUCCUGCAGGAGACGUUUGGGGCCUGCGGGCGCCCCCGUGUUGCCUGGCACAUCGACCCCUUUGGCCAUGCCCGUGAGCAGGCCUCUCUCUUUGCCCAGGUCAGCUCCUGGGGAUGGAGCCUGGUUCCAUGUCUCAGUUUCCCCAUGGGCAAGAGGGGCCUGGGCGAUGGGGGUGGCAAGCUUGGGGGUGGGCCUGUUGAGGCUGGAGUGGGGGAGACAAUCAUAAGCCCUGGCAGUGCCUGUGGGGUGAGGAUCUGGGGGUGCUGCCCCCCUCAGUGCCCCCUCAGCACAGUGCUGCCCCUCCACUCCCCAGGUGUUCUCCCCAAUGGCUAUGGGCCGCCCUCUUCCUUCUGCUGGGACCAGUUCUGCUCCGACAACCCUAUUGUGGAUGACAAGAGUGAUGAGAACAAUGUGGCCGAACGGGUUUCUUCCUUCCUUCGAGUUGCUGAGGCCCAGGCAAAGCAUUACCGCACCAACCACAUCGUUAUGACGAUGGGCUCAGACUUCCAGUAUGAGAACGCCAACCUGUGGUACAAGAACAUGGACAAGCUGCUGCAGCAUGUCAAUGCCCAGGGAUGGGCUGGGGGGGGUCAUGGGGGGCUGGACAGGGUGACCCCCACAUCAGGGCAUAAGGACACCACAACCCUGCCUGGCAGAGGAGAACACCUGUCUCUGUUGCCCAUCCCCAUGGUGGGGAAAGGAGGAGAAAGUUGGCAUCGCAGGGGUUUGGGGAGGCAUGGAGAGCCAGUGCUGUGGAGGAGCCAAGCUGACUUGAGGUCUGGCAGGUCUCUGAAGCACGAUGACUUCUUCCCAUACGCGGACGGCCCCCACCAGUUCUGGACGGGCUACUUCACUAGCCGGCCCAGCUUCAAGCGCUACGAGCGCCUCAGCAACAACUUUCUUCAGGUCUGCAAACAGCUGGAAGCUUUGGCUGGUCCUGGCAUCAGGAAGGGUCCCUAUGGCGAGGGUGACAGCUCCGUGCUGCGCCGUGCCAUGGCCGUGGCCCAGCACCAUGACGCUGUGAGCGGGACAGAGAAGCAACAUGUGGCAAACGACUAUGCCAAGCGCCUGGCUGCUGGCUGGGAAGCCUGCCAGGUCCUGGUGAGCAAUGCACUGGCCACUAUCAGUGGCAGCAAAGAGAACUUCAUCUUCUGCAACUACCUCAACAUGAGCGUCUGCCCGCUGAGUGAGGCUGCUGGCCAGUUCACAGUGAUCCUGUACAACCCACUGGGCCGGAGAGUGCGCUGGAUCGUGCGGCUGCCGGUCAAUGGGACGCAGUAUUCGGUGAUGGACGCUGAUGGGCAAGCGGUGCUCAGUGAGAUCAUCCCUGUCUCUAACUUCACACGGCAGCUGCGGCGGGAUCGAGGCAAUGCUCGCCUCGAGCUUAUUUUCCCAGCUGUGGCCCCAGCUCUCGGCUAUGCCACCUUCGCCAUUACCCGGCUGGCUGGGGAGCGCCAGCUUGGCCCUCAGGAGAUCCAUGCUCGGCCCCUGGAGAUUCACAAUGAGCAUGUUCGUGUCCUGUUUGACCCUGUCACUGGGUUACUGCAAGAGAUUCAGAACCUGGACAAGGGCAUCACCCUGCCUGUGACCCAGGGCUUCUUCUGGUACAAUGCCAGCAUUGGCAAUGAGGAGAGCAGCCAGGCCUCAGGCGCCUACAUCUUCCGGCCUAACCGCUCAGAGCCCAUCCCCAUGGCCUGGCGGGUCCACACAUACCUGGUGAAGAACCAUCUGGUGCAGGAGGUCUAUCAGAACUUCUCAGCAUGGUGCUCCCAGGUGGUGCGGCUCUAUGCUGGGGAGUCCCACGUUGAACUGGAGUGGACAGUGGGACCCAUCCCCACAGAUGACGGGUGGGGCAAGGAGAUCAUCAGUCGUUUCGACACCCCUCUUGAGACGGAUGGAUGCUUCUACACAGACUCCAACGGGCGGGAGAUCCAGGAGCGCAGGCGCAACUUCCGGCCCACAUGGAACCUGAGCCAGACGGAGCCGGUGGCUGGGAACUACUACCCUGUCAACAGCCGCAUCUAUAUCAAGAACAGGAAAUUCCAGCUGACAGUACUUACCGAUCGUUCCCAGGGUGGCACCAGUGUCUCUGAUGGCUCCCUUGAGCUCAUGGUGCACAGGCGACUGCUGUACGAUGACGAUCGGGGGGUGGGGGAGCCACUGAUGGAGCCGGGUGACUUCCAUGAUGGGCUGACUGUGCGGGGCCGGCACCUGGUGCUGCUGGACACGGUAGAGUCCUCACCCACCCGCCAUCGCCUCCAGGCCCAGCAGGAGUUCAUGGCCCCGCAGCUGGUGCUGGCCCCUGGCAGUGCUACCCCCUCCACCCAGGGGCAACGGUUCACAGCACUGAGACAGGACCUGCCCCACAACAUCCACCUGCUGACCUUGGCCCAGUGGGAUGCCAACUCCAUCCUCCUGCGGCUGGAGCACCAGUUUGAGCAGGGCGAGAGUGCCAACGGCUCCCAGCCUGUCAUCCUCAACCUGCUGAACCUCUUCUCCUCCUUCACCAUCACUGCCCUGCAGGAGAUGAAUCUUGCUGCCAACCAGAGGCGUGAGGAUGUGACACGACUUACCUGGUGGCUGGAGCCAGGUGCAGCCCGGCCCCAGCCUCCCCCCAAACUGGACCCAAGCUGUGUCACACUGGAGCCUAUGGAGAUCCGGACCUUCCUUGCCACGGUGCAGCACAGAGACACUGGGGGGGGCCUGGCUGCCUGGUGAGGGAGAGAGGGGCCUCUACCUCUCCACCUGUGUGGGGGUGGGUCUACCCCCUCCAUCCCUCUGGGACCAGGUUGUGCCUGCAACUUCUCUCUACCAUCCCCCCUAGCUGCCAAUACAUUUUGCCAAGCCAGAUUCAAAAGGGGCCAGGCUCAGGUACAACAUCCUUGGCCUUGGCUGGCCCCACAGCCACAUGCACACACAUGCGACUCAUUACCUGAAUAAAUGGUCUGUGGUCACUGUCACAACCUCAGCAAGUCUCUCUGGCAAUAGCAGAGGUUGCUGGGGGGUGCAGUGCCCCUCCUGGGGGGCCCCCAUGUCCAGGUCAGGCUCUGCCCCAAACUCCAUGAUACCAGCUAGGGGUAUCCCCCACUGGCCCUGCUUCAUCCUCCCAGCCUGGAGCUUUCCCUCCCUCCCCCCAUCCCAGGGACCAGGUUCAAGCAGCUUGUGGUCUGCUUCUGGGGCCCACCAGGCCCACCCUCACAACCCCUCCAACAUAUUUAAAGUCUGUCUUGUGUCCGUCCUGCUUCCCCCACCCCCAUAUCUAGACCUGCUCAUAUCCACCCCCAGUUGCAGUCACCUCCUUAGGCACCCCCCCCAAACUUGUCCAGUCCAUCACCUGAACCCACCUCACCCAUCCCCAGGAUUCCUCCCAACACACCUGAACCCCUUCAUUUGAAACAGCCCUCACUCACACCAAGUUCCCUACAUCCACAGUCCCCC
This is a messenger RNA of Alligator sinensis (Chinese alligator), 3967 nucleotides long. It is a transcript of the gene MAN2B1, whose product is annotated as mannosidase alpha class 2B member 1. Lineage: Eukaryota; Metazoa; Chordata; Crocodylia; Alligatoridae. Gene Ontology annotation, molecular function: alpha-mannosidase activity; carbohydrate binding. The coding region runs from base 44 to 3247 and encodes 1067 amino acids. Gene Ontology annotation, biological process: mannose metabolic process. Gene Ontology annotation, cellular component: lysosome. The record is from RefSeq and is a predicted model, not a curated record. The transcript is spliced from 22 exons.